AUGAUCAAGUUAUGUUUCGCACACUUACGGAAUUUGAUAUUCUUCGUAACUAUAUUUUUUGUUGAUCAAGGUAAAAGUGUCAUGUUAUGUCCAACAGCAACAUGGCAAAAAAGUGCAACAACAGUCGCUGGCGAUAGUGCGGGUACAUUAGGUUCUAAUGCAUCAACACUCUACUCUCCAAUCGCCGUACGUGUUGAUAAGAAUUCAAACAUAUAUGUGCUCGAUAGUGGCAACUAUCGUGUGCAACGCUUUUCUCCAAAUUCUACCAUUGGAACAACGAUUGUCAACGGUAGUGCAGGCAUAGCAUUCAAUCAGUUUUAUAAUCAUAAGUUCGUGGAUGACAUGAGUAUCGACAAUAGUGGCAAUAUAUACAUACUCGAUGGUAGUAAAGCUCGUGUUACGAAAUGGGCACGAGGAGCGUCGUCUGGAGUGGUCGUGGCUGGCGGAAAUGCUUUGGGUAAUAAUGCAAGCCAGCUGUACUACUCCCGUGGAAUGUUUUUGGAUACAAGCGCCUCAGCUAUAUGGAUUGCUGACACGAGCAACCACCGUAUAGUGAAAUGGACUUCACCAACAAGUAGUAUGGUAGUUUGCGGUAGUCGUGGAGCUGAGGACGACCAGUUCGCCUAUCCAUUUGGAGUAUUUCUUGAUGAAAGUAACUCAAAUACACUUUAUGUGGCGGAUACAUUUAAUCACCGCAUUCAAAGAUGGUUAACUGGAGCUGCUAGUGGUACGACGGUAGCGGGACUCACAGGUUAUUAUGGGAAUGGUCUCAAUCAAUUAUGGUACCCAACAUCAGUCACAUUAGAUAAUAAUCGAAAUAUGUUUAUUGUUGACUCAAAUAACAAUCGUAUUCUUCAAUGGGCUAUUGGCUUAAGUUCAGGAAUGAUUAUUGCAGGUGACAUAUAUUACGGUGUAGCGGCAUAUUUGCUAUACGAUCCCAUGAACAUUGAUUUUGAUUCCAAUGGAUCUUUGUAUGUUGCUGACACAGCAAAUAAUCGGAUUCAGAAGUUCCUUAUAUCUUGUCCACCGGCACAGAAUAUCUCAACAACAGUUUCGCCUGCAACAACAUCUGCGCCUAUGUCGAACACUAUUUGGUCGCUGAAUGGAACGACUAUCGCUGGAUCACCCACUGGCUGGAGUGGACAUUCACCAGCACUUCUGACUGAACCUUCAGAUAUUGCUAUAGAGCGAAAUGGAACACUCUAUGUGUUAGAUGCAGGAAAUUAUCGAGUGCAACGGUUUCUUCCGGGUUCAACGGUUGGAACAACAGUAGUUAAUGGUAGUUAUGGUACGAGAUGGAAUCAGUUUUAUAGCAUGGAUGCUAUGAGUAUAGAUGCUAACGGUAAUAUGUACAUUGCUGAUAGUGGUAAUGCUCGUGUCAUGAAAUGGUCACCUGGCGCAUCCAACGGAACAAUCGCUGUUGGAGGUAAUGGAAAUGGGAACAGUGAAAAUCAAUUUCGUUGUUCUUAUGGAAUAUUUAUACCGAAGAAUUCGUCAAGCAUCUGGCUAGCUGAUACUUGCAAUCAUCGCAUUGUACGAUGGAAUUCUUCAAUUACAGGUACUACUGUUUGUGGAAGUUACCGAGCAGGAGCAAGCCAAUCCUAUUACCCGUUCGGAGUGUUCGUCGACUCGAGUGCUUCAAAUACAUUGUAUGUUGCUGACACAUACAACCAUCGAAUUCAAAGAUGGCUAUCGGGUGCAACCAGUGGCAGAACUGUGGCAGGACAAACAGGUAAUUGCGAUAAUGGACACAAUCAACUGUGCUAUCCAGGAGCAGUUGUUGGAGAUGAGAAUGGUUAUAUAUACAUUGUGGACACUUUCAAUGAUCGUAUUAUGAGAUGGAUGGUAGGAGCGAGUUAUGGUACUGUUGUCGCUGGAAGUUCAACAGCUGGAGUACUGCCAAAUCAGCUUUAUCAGCCAAAAAACCUCCGACUGGAUUCAACGGGAGCUGUGCUCGUUGUUGAUAUUACGAACAACCGUAUUCAGAAAUUUGCCCUUCUUUGUGCAUCAUGCUUGAACAUCGAAACAGGGGUAUCAACUCUUUCUACAAAUGGAUCAGCAGCGUUAGGUACAAGUACGAGUUUACCCAUGAAAUCCAAUUCUUCUGUUACUACUUCAAAUCCGACACAGAAAAUGACGACUAAAACAGCAGCAGGCGGUACUUCCACUGUUAAUCAACACUUAUCUGCAUGGGCUCUUUAUACUGAUUUACACAAUCGUUCAUUUGAUGAAAAUUUACAUUUAAAAAAAUUCCUUCAAACUCAUUCGUUAAUCUUCUUCAGCUUUUCGUGUGUUUCCCUUUUCUGA
Messenger RNA from Adineta ricciae, 2307 nucleotides. Lineage: Eukaryota; Metazoa; Rotifera; Eurotatoria; Adinetida; Adinetidae. The record is from the annotation of a GenBank genome assembly.